AUGCUCCGCUUACUACCCCGUGCCCCAUCCGCCGCAUAUAACCCCAUUGUCCGAACUCUGAACUUGCGCCGCACUAUGGUUCACGACGCUUAUCUAGUACCUAUUGACCCUGCAGCGCCUGCAUCGACGAGCUUGCCUUCGAUUGCCUCGCUGUGGCAAGGGUCCAAGCCAAAAGACAAGGCUGGCGAGACGAGAUUGUUUUACAACGUGGACAACGAUGGCCGAUUGGCCGCUGCUGUCUCGCUCGGGACAGGAUCCAAUUCCAAGACGCCCGAGGCACUCAAGAGAGCUGUCGGAACGGGCAUAAAGAAACUGCGAGAUGCGGGCGCAACUUCCGUCAUCGUGGAUGGAUCUUCCGAUCUACAUGCUGCCGCUGUCGGAGCCCACCUUGCGCUGUUCAAGUACAAUCACCUCAAGACAGCACAGAAGGAUGCCGUUCCUUCGGUCUCCGUUAGCCCGUCAACUGGCGCCACAUCUUCGGGCGAAUUGGGAUGGGAGUCCGGUAUCAUAUAUGCGUACUCGCAAAACCUUGCGCGCGAGUUGAUGGAAACCCCGGCCAACUUGUUGACUCCUACUUUAUUCGCCGAGCGUAUUAAGAAGGAAUUCGAGGGUCUCGAAAAUGUCGAAAUUAAAGUACGGGACAAAGCAUGGGCCGAGGAAAAGGGAAUGCGCACAUUCCUUUCGGUUGCCAAAGGCUCCUCUGAGCCGUGCAAAUUCCUCGAAAUCCACUACAAGGGUGCUUCGGAGCCCAACGCCCAGCCAUUAGUGUUUGUCGGAAAGGGGAUUACUUUCGAUUCUGGAGGAAUUUCGCUCAAGCCUAGUGCAAACAUGAAACUUAUGCGUGGCGACAUGGGUGGAGCAGCUGCCGUAUCUUCCGCCACUCUCGCAAUUGCCAAACUCAAAAUUCCGAUCAACGUGGUCACUCUGGUCGCACUGACGGAAAACAUGCCUGGUCCAGCGGCCAACAAACCAGGCGAUGUUAUCUAUGCGAUAAAUGGCAAAACUGUCGAAGUCGAUAACACUGAUGCUGAAGGCAGGCUUAUCCUUUCUGACACCCUCUGGUACGGAUCGAGCGAGUUUAACCCUCAUACUAUUAUCGAUUGCGCGACUCUCACCGGAGCAAUGGAUGUUGCAUUGGGAACAGUUUAUAGCGGUGUAUUCAGCACGAGUGAUACUCUGUGGAAUGAACUUAAUGCUGCUGGUCUAGCUGAGCAUGAUAGGUUCUGGCGUAUGCCGCUGGACGAAGCGUACGGACCUCAGAUCUAUAGCUCGAACGCAGACUUGUGCAACACUGGUGGAAAGUCGGCUGGCUCGUGUACGGCCGCACUAUUCCUCAAGUCGUUUGUCAAAGGCAUUGCAUCCGAGGACGACCAAGGCGAGGCGGCAGUUCGAUGGGCUCACGUCGAUAUCGCAGGAACGAUGGACACUCCACGGGGAGAUGCCUACCAAGAAAAGGUCCAGUGGUUAAGCAGCAACAGGCCCAGAGGUUUCAUAACCGGGAUCUGGGCCUACCGGUAUAAUGGUCACUUCUUUCGGAACCGCCUACCUAAAUGUGCAAGCAUCUAUGAUGCAGGUCAAAUGCUGGCUGAUAAAAUACCUCGUGAUGAAACAGAGAGAGAGAGAUGGAUCCAGCAGACAAUUAUGUUGAUUGAGAAUGAGUUACUGUGGAGGGCCGAGCACGGGAUCCCUACGUCUGAACAAGUGUUUGCUACCCCAUGUGGGACUGAUGCUGGGUCGCAUUUAUGGAAAAUUCCUAUCGAUAUCUCUCUCGACCAUCUCGUUGAUGAUCGUACUGAGGUUGCGUUUAUGGACAUAAUUCCUGACUACAAGUUAGACUGGAUGUAUCCUACUAGAUAUCGCACCAGACUCACCUACGUAAUCGACUUGGAAGAUCGAGCCUUCACCAUCAACGGCAUCCUUCACUUUCCUUUUCUUAAUAUGCCACAAAGUAUUGCGGAAUGUGUGACCAUGCAUUCUCAAAUUAGGAGGAACGCUUAUUUCAACAUGAAUCUCAGAGGUGCAAUAUCUUAUUCUAUGUCUAUUCGAAGAUGGCCUCGUUCGUUUUGUACGCCUUCUGAAGGGCUCCUCGACUUGUAUGAUCUACUCUCGCCUACGGUUAUGGGCCUGGAACAGUGGCGUACUCGUUCAUGGGAGGAACUAAAUGCGUCCGAGUCACUCUCUGUUCAUCUUGCGGCUACGAUUCUGCGUGACCAAGCGACCCAGAUUCAAAAUCCUGAUUUUUUCCACAACAACGACCGCAGAAUGUUUGCUUACUAUCAAUGGCAGCUGAUCACCGCCGCUGCACCCUUGGCGUUCGAUUUAGCACUUUUGUCGGCUCGUUUCAAGUUCGGUGCUUUCAAUCCACACAUUGACAUUAGCCUAGAUCCAGAAGACCCGGGUAUCUCAAAUUUGUCAUUUCCGGAUAUGGAACGUCUCAAUGUUGUCGGUUGGACACCCCCCCCUCCUAUGUGGUUCCGGGGUUGCUUGAUCAUGCUACGCCUUCGACUUGAUAAUAAUCAGUUCGUAAAGGCCGAAGUCUCUCGCAUGGUACAGGCGUUAAAAGCCAGCCAUCGAGGCAGGAGAACCGGGAUUUUGUUCGAUGGUCGCAACGUGCUAGGAGUUGUGCUUGAUGCUGUGCAAGUAUUUCGUUCCCCGCCACUCCCUGUGUAUGACCACCAAAUGAAAUUGAUGGAUGGGUUUCGACUAUUGCUCCGUCUCCUGAGUCCCUGUCUAAUGACUGAUAAGACCCCGUGGCUCGCUUCUGCCUCUCAACCAGCUCGGUCUUCUCUUCGUCUCCCGGUGGAAAUUAUUAUUCGAAUUGCUCGAUUAGCUGUAGAAAUAACUUCUGAUAGUAGGACUUACGCGGUGCUACCGUAUGUUUCAUCUGCAUUCCGCCAUGUCUUCUUUACAUUUCCUCGAUUCCAAAAUAUUGUUCUCCUUUGGCCAACUCGGGGAGGUGCAUUCUAUGCAUUUGACACCUACAAGCGAGAAAAUUGUUGUAUAUACUUCAACCGGCAUCUGAGAAUCGUUCCCGAAUGGAGUUUUAGAUUCUACCAUCUCCAGCGUGGACUCGCUUCCAAGUUUAUUACGCCGACAGAGUACGCAAAGGCACAAGACUCGAGGAAAGAGGAGCUUGAAAGUGAUCAAUGUCACAAUUUAUGUCCUACAAUGACGCAUAUAUCUCGAAUGAAGCUACGAGUCUUGGACGAGUACGUCCCGUGUUUAGACGAGCCUAUUAUCCCGGAGAAAUCUGCCGUAGCGAUGCAGCUUGUGUUGGGUACUUGGACGCUGGAUCGGAUAAAGGUUUCGAAAGAGGUCGAGGCUUGCAACCUGGGCAGGGACCUCGAGUGCCGCCUCGUGCAAUACCUCACGGGGCACGGACAUUACGGAGAGUACCACGCUCAAUUUCACCAUGACGUCGAUCCCAGCGGGACACAGGGGGAUACUGAGUCUCGAAGCAGUCGCGAAAUUCAUUGCCAGGACGGGCAUAGGUCGAAGACGAGGAGGCCCGCAGGCAGCCGCUCAAACCAUAUAGUAGAUACGCCCCUAAGGCCGCCACCCCAUUCCAGCCCUUACGGCCACUACCCCGAGUUAGGCCUUAAGCCACCUCCGCUUCUGGGACCUACGCAUGUUCCGCAUGAAGAUGCAUCACUACCUCCGCAAAUCGCAGAGAGCUCUGUUCGCCGCCAAAAUGCAGAUGAUGAGGAAUCCAAGGCUUCCACGACGCCCCUUCCCAUGAAGCAAAUUUCCAUUUUGCUGCUGAUGCAAUUAUCCGAACCUCUUUCAUACACAGUCAUCUAUCCAUUUGUCGCUCAGUUUGUAAAUGAAACGGGAAUAACAGGCGGAGAUGGGAGUAAAGUCGGCUACUAUGCGGGCAUGAUUGAGUCGAUAUUCUUCAUGACAGAGAGCUUGUUCACGCUACAGUAUGGCCGGGUGUCAGACCGGAUAGGUCGGCGCCCAGUGCUCAUGUUCGGGCUAUUCGGGCAGGCACUAUCGAUCUUUUGUGUUGGGUUAUCGAAGCAGUUCUGGCAGUUAGUGUUCUCUAGGGCCAUGUCUGGUGCUUUAAAUGGAAACGCUGGGGUUGCAAAAGGUAUGGUAGUGGAACUAACAGACGAGACAAACCAGGCUCAGGCAUUCGCUUUUCUUCCCAUCGUCUGGUCGACUGGCUCGACGCUGGGUCCUUUCCUCGGCGGAACAUUGAGCCACCCCGCCAAGCUUCUUCCAAGCGUGUUUGAUACACCCUUCUGGAACAAAUACCCAUAUUUUCUGCCCUGUCUUAUCUCGGCGAUUUACUCGGCCUGUAUCUUUGUUGCAGGAGCAAUGUUUUUGAAAGAGGCGACCAAACAAAAUGAAAAUCAUACUACCGAAUACGGCACUGUCCCCACCCAUCCACCACAGCCAAGACGCUCCGUGUCAGUUCGAUCGGUUCUGACAAAGCGCGCACGUGCCGCCAUCGCGAACUAUGCCUUUUUGGCAUUUAGCGAUAUUACCUAUCUUGGUUUACUGCCUAUUGUGUUCGCUGUUUCUGUAGAAAAUGGUGGACUUGGGUUCACUCCCCGUGCAAUCGGUCUCAUUCUCGGUCUCCAAGGGAUCAUCACGGGCCUUGUCCAGGUUUUCUUCUUCGCGGCCAUCCAUCGACGUCUGGGUAGCAAGAAGCUCUAUGUGACAGGAUACUUGUGCUACUCCUUGCUGCUUCUUUCGCUGCCUAUUAUGCACGCGCUUGCAGUGAUGGAGAUGAAACGUACGAUUUGGGUUGUUCUCGGUUUACAUAUCGCGCUCUCGUGUCCUGCGUUUAUGGCAUUCAGUUGCGUAGCUAUCUAUGUUAAUAGCUCUGCACCGUCCAAGGACUCGCUGGGAACCUUGAACGGAAUAUCUCAGACUAUCAUCAGCGUUAUUCGAGCUAUCGGACCUGCAGCCGCAACCAGCUUGUUCUCUCUAUCGAUCGAGAAGAACAUACUUGGUGGGAAUUUCGUGUAUGCGGUACUCUUAGGCAUAAGUUUAAUAGGUGUCUAUGCGAGUCGAUGGCUGAAGGAGGUAAAGAGGGCAUACGAGUCAACUCGGUAG
This is a messenger RNA of Rhizoctonia solani, 5064 nucleotides long. RefSeq names its product leucine aminopeptidase. The coding region runs from base 1 to 5064 and encodes 1687 amino acids. Gene Ontology annotation, cellular component: cytoplasm. Gene Ontology annotation, molecular function: transmembrane transporter activity; metalloaminopeptidase activity; manganese ion binding. The transcript is spliced from 25 exons. Gene Ontology annotation, biological process: transmembrane transport; proteolysis. The record is from RefSeq and is a predicted model, not a curated record. NCBI's taxonomy places the organism in Eukaryota, Fungi, Basidiomycota, Agaricomycetes, Cantharellales, Ceratobasidiaceae.